Leptopilina boulardi is the source of this 718-nucleotide messenger RNA. It is a transcript of the gene Pfdn4, whose product is annotated as prefoldin subunit 4. The transcript is spliced from 4 exons. Gene Ontology annotation, cellular component: cytoplasm; prefoldin complex. The coding region runs from base 130 to 543 and encodes 137 amino acids. The record is from RefSeq and is a predicted model, not a curated record. Gene Ontology annotation, biological process: protein folding. NCBI's taxonomy places the organism in Eukaryota, Metazoa, Arthropoda, Insecta, Hymenoptera, Figitidae.
UAGUGAUCGCAAAAGACAGCUGAAAAAGUGACAAAAAUGGAAAGAAAUUAGUGUUUUGUGAUCCCACACGAUACUUGAUAUCUAAAAUUAGUAAGAAUAAUAAUUAUCAAUUUAUAAAAUUAAUGCACAAUGGCUGGUGGUAAAACUGCUCAAGGUGGAUUUCAACCGGACUCAGAUGUUCAUAUUACCUUUGAGGAUCAACAAAAAAUUAAUAAAUUUGCAAAACAAAAUGCAAAAAUGGAAGACUUUAAAGAGGAACUAAAAGUUAAACAGAGUGAUCUUCAAAAUUUAGAAGAUGCUUGUGACGAAAUUGCCCUUCUAGAUGAUGAUGUUAAAAUUCCAUUUCAAUUUGGAGAAGUUUUCAUAGCUCAAGGACUUGAAAAAACUCAGAGCUCUUUAGAGCAAGCUAAAAAGAAAAAGCAAGCUGAGAUAUCGACUUUGGAAACAAAAUGUGCCAGUCUAAAAGAAGAAAUGACUGAAUUAAAAGCACAAUUAUAUGCCAAAUUUGGAAGUCACAUUAAUUUAGAGGCAGAGGAAGACUAAGGAUUGCAUAUAUCAUUUACAGUAAAUAAAAAACAGAGCACAUAAUAACCUUUUAUACAGUAUAUUUAAUUGAAACAAAAUCUUCAUUACUUUACAAUUAAAAACAAAUUAUUUACAAUAAAUGUAUACUUUUCUCAUAAUACUCACCAAAAAAGGAUUAAAUUGGAAAAUUCAA